ACCAUGAGCCUACCACCACUGAACAAGGUUUUUGUAGAAGCAGACGACAUUAUUAUUCGCACAUGUUUGAAAUUUCCUCUUGGAUACACCGAUGUGUUUACACACGCGUUGACGCGCACGCUUAAUGUAUCAUUAUUAUCUCAUUGGUUGUUGAAGUGAGCGUGCGCGCUCACGCGCCCGGCGCGGUAUCAUGCAUAUUGUCAACAUAAAAAUGGACUAUUUUUACUUUUAAAAUUAGCUAUAAUUAAUAAUCAGAGGAGGAAGAGAAAAGCUGACUCAAAUCUUGACAGCGCUUGAAAGUACAAGAACACAAGAGUUCUUGCAGUUGAAAACCAUUCUGCAAGUGCACCAGGAAACUGCUUAGCUCAAAACCCGUUUGUGAGGAUCACUCAUCAGGACACGGGGGGAGGCUGGAUGUCCUUUUGGACAGUACAGAGUCUGUCAGGGGAGCUUUACAAACAUGAACACACUGCAUCAGAAAAGACAGAAGUUUGCUUCCGUUCUUGAGAAGGCCUGCAAACAGUCAACAUCAUCUUGUCCGUCCAGUAGAAUCUGCUCUCCUGAGAAGGAGAAUAAUAACUGGAGUUGGAGCUCUCCAUCAUCAUUGCUACCAUGGACAGAAAGCAUAUCUUCCACCCCUUUACUUGAAUCUCUUCACACAGUAAUGAGCUGGCCGGUCAGUCUCCUCAGCAAUAAUGACAUCCCACCAAGUUCACAACUAAGCCCUUGCAUUGAUGGGGAUAGUUGGCCAAACGACUCUGCUUUUUGUUGUCCCUGGAAUUCUACUAGUAUGGAUUUGGAUUUUCUUGAAGCAGACACUCCUGAAAAGAUGACAUCACAGGCAACUUCUCCUGGAGCAGAGAUCUCUCAAACGAGUAUGGAUCUACUAGACUUCCUUGAUGACCAAAAUCACACCAUCAGUCGCCUUGGAGCAUGCAUGAACAUUGAUGACCCUUUCUUUAACAGCAUCAACAACCCUGAUUUUUCACUGGUCACUGAUCCCAAGUUUGCCCCCCAACAAGAGUGGCUCAAGAAUGACACUUGGAUGAACGACGCAAUGACUUCAGACAGUGACCUUGAUGACCUCUUCAUGCAUUCAAAAUCAGCAAAGAUGACACCUAAUUAUCAAGCACGAUUAUCAACACAUCAGUCAGCUAGAUUUUACAGUGAUAUGGCUACUCAUGAUUACUUUCAUCAUGUGGCUGACAGAGUGACAAAGAAGGCACACACCAGGUCUAAAGAGUUGUCCCCUGAUGAGCUUUAUAUCAGGAAGGAGAGGAAUCGUCUCCGCAGCAAGGCGUAUCGCCUCCGUAGAAAGAUGCAAUAUGAAUCUAUGAAAAAUGAAGUCACGCAGACAAGGAAAGAGCUUCAGGCAGUUCAGGAGCAGAUCCAUAAUUUGUAUUGACACAAAUGUUUUUAAUAUUCCCAGUGAACUACAUCCUGAUCCAAGCACAUUCAACUUUAAUUUGUGGACUCAAUUGAACUAAACCCUGUCCCUCUCGCACAGUAAUUGAAAAAAUUAGUUUUAACCUCGAACAUUUGAAUUAGUUCCACAAGAUGGUUACGGGUUGGGCAGGAGUAGUGGUGGGCUAGCUGACAGUGUCGAAGUGAGAGGAAGAGGUGGGUUUAAUGAAACUCUGCUUUGUGUAGGUUUUAAGUCAUUUUCCACAGACUUUCCAAUAUUGCUUCAAAGACCAUAAACAAAUCCAACAACAAAAUUAACUUGGGAUUAUAUUUAUAUUGUUACUAAACGUUUCACUCACCGUGUACAUCUGUACAAAGACAUUGAAUGGGCAACACUAGCUUUAAAACCUUAAGUGAUAACGAUUUAUAAAAAAGACUAUUCAAUAUUAAAUUAACAUUGAACUUUUUCGUAUUUAUUCUGGUACAUACAAAUUAUAUCUUUCACAGUUCAAAAAAUGUAUAUUUGAUAGGACCAGAAGAUUACUACAUGUAUGCAAGGACAAUAUAGCAUUUUGUCGGUUAAGUGACACUUUAUAAAAUGGAAACUGUAAAAUGAGACCUAAUAAUUUUUUAGUAUGUCAGAUACAUUAGGUUUGUUUUUGUCAUUUCAAAGUUUGAAGUUUUCCAGUAGUAAAGGAAUAUUUUUUCCUCCCCAAAAAGAUUUGCUCAGCAAAUUGUUUGUCUUUAAAGGCAUGGAAAUACCUUUGUUUUUUUAACCGUUUGAUUAUAUUAAUCCCAUUUGUAGUUUUAUACAAUAAAAUUAACCUGCGAAAAUUAAAUUUCAAAAGCUGGUCAGGUUUUGAGAUAUCACCAAAACGCCAGAGAGAAUGUUGCAUGCAACUCAUUUCAUUUAAUUCGAUUAGGUUCACAUUUCGUGGCCCACAGGCCAAAUUGGAUGUUAUAUACAAUAAUUAAAUAGCAAUAAAUAGUAACAUCAAUUAAUCCCUAUAGGAACACAAAAUCUAACAAGCAUUAUCGUGAUAAUGCCUCUUCCUUGUUUUUUUAAUAACAUAUAUUCCCAUUGAAUAAUCCUUUAUUUGUUAGAUUACGCUAUGAAGUAUUGAUGACACAUUAAUAAUAACCUAUUUUCUUGGCAGAUUGAAGAGAACAUAUUUGCAUAUAUUUUCGCUAAACUUUACAAACUUAUAUUAAUAAUAAUAGCAUAGAUGAUAAAGAGCUUAGACUAGUUAUAAAAAGAUGAGUUUUAGGAAGUUUGCUAAGGAUUUACAUGUAUAUAUAAAAAUGUACUGUUUUGUGAAUAAACAAGAACAUGCAACAAAUGUUUUAACGACCCCAUGCUUUGACCCUAGCAGAGUCCUUGAGUCUUGGGCCAUAUCACAAUUUGCAGCUGCAGCUACUUUGACAGCCUAUACAAUGCUCGUUACCAAGUCAGUUUUUAAGUUAAUAUUUGUUUUGAGUAAUUACCAAACGUGUACCUUCCCUUUAAGCAAAUUUAUAUUGUUCCAGUCAAAUUUUGGAAUAAUUCCUCAGGUUGUCCGUAUGUUAGUUAGUGGGCUAGGCAGAGAUUUCAUAUUACACGCUGAAUAUUACGCCAUUCUAACUCGGUGUGUUUUGCUAUUCUAAGCUAUACACAAAAUGAACAUGCAUGUUAUAACACAGUUAUCUUGAAGCAGACUUAAAUAGUGCAGUUUUAAAUAGUGCAGUACACAAUGUAAGAACAAAACAUGUAUAUUACCAAUGGUGUGAUAUUGAUCAUGGCAACAAGAAAUGAUAUCACACUGUUGUUGCCAUGGAUCACCCAAUCAGAAUCGAGGAUUCAAGUUUGAUUGAAGGAAAUAAAGUUUUGACCAUUACAAUCAGAUGAUCUGUAUUCAUUAAUGGCGAGGUAAUUUAAAGCAUAUUGUAAAUAAUAAACCAUUCAAGAAGAAAUAAAAGGGUCAGCAACUGCAUGCAUUGCCCAGUAAUCACUAUCCCAAUGUUGUAAAAUUUGUGUGAAAUGAAUACCAAGAUAUCAAGAUACCAUUUUAUCAAGAUUGUCUCAUUACGCGGACACCUUCAAGCCCACAGUGCAAGUCACUUGCUUGAUUUCAAUAACAGCAAGAAAUAGUACACUGUACACUGUAAUACAACAAAUGGAUAAAACAUUGAACAUGUUGUCGACAUACACCAAGAUGACUCCAUUCUAGUUUAAAAAAACAAUUAAAUGUACAAUUGCUGUUUAAAUACUACUGGAAAGAGGAUUAUUUUGAGGUCAAGUUUUUUGAUGAGAUUGUUUGUACACAACCACAACUAAUGACACAUGUAGUAUGAUGUUUAAAGGCAUGCACAAAAUUCCAGUCAAUACCACAUUUACAUUAGCAAAAAAUUGUACCAAUCAGGCAUGCAACUGCCCGUUGAAAAAAAAAAGAGGAAAA
Molecule: messenger RNA, 3839 nt
Organism: Asterias rubens (European starfish)
Lineage: Eukaryota; Metazoa; Echinodermata; Asteroidea; Forcipulatida; Asteriidae
Exons: 5
Coding region: 461-1405 (314 amino acids)
Source: RefSeq, a predicted model, not a curated record